Messenger RNA from Lotus japonicus, 1270 nucleotides. Its product is annotated as rac-like GTP-binding protein RAC1. The transcript is spliced from 7 exons. NCBI's taxonomy places the organism in Eukaryota, Viridiplantae, Streptophyta, Magnoliopsida, Fabales, Fabaceae. The record is from RefSeq and is a predicted model, not a curated record. Gene Ontology annotation, cellular component: cytoplasmic vesicle; cell cortex; nucleus. Gene Ontology annotation, molecular function: GTPase activity; protein kinase binding; GTP binding. Gene Ontology annotation, biological process: regulation of cell shape; regulation of actin cytoskeleton organization; small GTPase-mediated signal transduction. Bases 288 to 881 code for a protein of 197 amino acids.
GUUGAGGACAAAUUGAGGAGAUGACCUAGUAAUGAAUCUGAGAUAGCAGGCAAAAGGUUGUAUCUGGGUCAGCUACAAUCAUCAAAGUGUCUCAAAAUCUUUUCUUUUUCCUUCCCUUUUUCUUCUUCCAUUCAAAUUCAAUUCAAUUCAAUCCAAUUCAAUUUCAUUUCCCCCACUAUUUAUGUGUCUGCUUAACAUGCUGCAGCACUAAGCUUGUGUUCACUGUUUGAAGCUAGAACAGUAACAGAAGGGGGCAUUGUUGGUUCUGAUAGAUCUCUGAUCUGGAAAUGAGUGCUUCCAGGUUCAUCAAGUGUGUCACCGUCGGUGAUGGCGCUGUGGGCAAAACCUGCUUGUUGAUUUCCUACACCAGCAACACUUUUCCCACGGACUACGUGCCCACCGUUUUUGACAAUUUCAGUGCUAAUGUUGUUGUGGAUGGAAGCACUGUAAACCUAGGUUUAUGGGAUACUGCUGGUCAGGAGGAUUACAAUAGAUUAAGACCCUUGAGCUACCGAGGAGCUGAUGUCUUUAUACUGGCAUUUUCUCUUAUCAGCAAGGCCAGCUAUGAAAAUAUUGCAAAGAAGUGGAUCCCUGAACUGAGGCAUUACGCACCCGGUGUUCCAAUAAUUCUAGUUGGAACGAAGUUAGAUCUUCGGGAUGAUAAACACUUUUUGGCAGACCACCCUGGUGCAGUACCAAUUACUACAGCACAGGGAGAAGAAUUGAGAAAGCUGAUUGGAGCUCCUGCCUACAUCGAGUGUAGUUCGAAAACACAGCAGAAUGUGAAAGCCGUCUUUGACGCUGCCAUCAAAGUGGUUCUGCAACCGCCAAAGCAAAAGAAAAAGAAGAGGAAGGCACAGAAGUCCUGCUCAAUAUUGUGAUUAAGAAUCAGAAACUAUUAGGAGGUAGUGACUGUCUGGCCAACCUUUUAAGCUGCCUCUGCAUCAAUUUGUCUUGUUUUAUUUUGUUCCCCAUCCUCUGUAGCAAGAGCAGGAGGCUGUGUAUAGUUUGGACUGACAUCUUAGGGCUUUUGAAUAGCAACCUUACAGGCUUGCCUCAUUUCAUCCACUGUAAUUACAAUCAGCAUAAUCAUAUAUGCCCAAUGCCAACGUACUUCCUGUAUUAUAAGUAAGUGUGUCACUUUAUAAGAGUCUUGUUCACUUUUUGUCUCGAAGCAAGAGUGCUAACGCUUGUUUGCUCCGGCGCUAAUGAGUAUCCAGACAUAGUAUAAGCUGCUUGCUUUGGUCAUAUUGUUGGCCUUUACUUGUGA